Molecule: messenger RNA, 882 nt
Organism: Abrus precatorius (Indian licorice)
Lineage: Eukaryota; Viridiplantae; Streptophyta; Magnoliopsida; Fabales; Fabaceae
Exons: 2
Coding region: 1-882 (293 amino acids)
Source: RefSeq, a predicted model, not a curated record
AUGAUUUCUUCUGAGAAUGAGAACAUUGAGGAGAUAAAGCACAGACUUCUCUGCACCAAGCUUGAACUGAUAACAGCAAGAAUGGAAGCCAAUGCUGAGAUAAAGAAAUAUGAUGAAACCGUGAAACGACUAUAUAAACUACUAAAGAAAGUUUGCCAAGAAAGAGAUGAAGCGAGAGACCAACUUCAAUUGCUACUACGAAAUUUGCAAGCAUCUACCCCAGCUGAGACAAGCAGUACUCCACAAGUUGAUCAUCCUAAUUGCCAUGCAUUCCUCCCAUCAACGAAUGGCUCCAAGGCGUCAGAAACAAGUUCCAAAGCGUUCUCAAAUCAUUCAUAUGAUUUAUCCUUGUCAACCCCUCAGUCAAAGGAGAAACAUUCCUCUAUGGGUUUAUCUCACACAAGAAUAGCUGAAUCAAGCAACUUGACACUACCAAAGCAACCAAAUCAUCAAAACAAAGGAGAGACAACAAAGGCAGGUACAGGUGCUUCAGGAGAUAACGUGGUUGAUAGUGCUUCUCUAGUGAUUAAUAAACUUGUUUGUGGGAAACCCUUGCCUAAAAAAGGUAGAUUGUUACAAACUGUAACAGAAGUUGGACCUUUGCUUAACACACUUCUAGUUGCCCCUCUUCCAAAGUGGCAAAAUCCUCCUACCAAUAACUCUUCUACCGAUACUGAAGAAAAGGCAGGUGUUAACCCAAAUGGAUUCAUUCCAACUUCUCUAAGUUUGGCAUUUCCUGGGAAUUCUCAUGGACCUUCUCAGAUGUCUUCUGCAUCCGGCUUUGGCUUAUCAGUGAAGAAUGAACCAGUGUCAUAUGUGGAUAUGGAUUCCAAUAGGAUGCACGGUCAUGUAUUGACUGCAAAAAAGAGAAAGCUUUUGUAA